Molecule: messenger RNA, 1395 nt
Organism: Passer domesticus (house sparrow)
Lineage: Eukaryota; Metazoa; Chordata; Aves; Passeriformes; Passeridae
Gene: TMEM82
Product: transmembrane protein 82
Exons: 7
Coding region: 104-1258 (384 amino acids)
Source: RefSeq, a predicted model, not a curated record
GCCCCCACACCGUCCUCAGCCUCUUCUUUUGGGACAAGCUCAGGAACAUGGUUCAGCACUAGCAGCCCCCAGGGCUGCAGGACAGACUCCUGCCGCCACCACGAUGUUAAUAAAGAGGGGCAGCUGGAGUUCAUCUUGCCUGGCCGGGGCUCCAGCUGCCCUGGCUUGCCCCAAUAAUGAUUUACUAGCCGGGGGGGCCACUCCCCGCCUCCGCCCCGCGGACCUUGGAGCCGGGGCCUGGCUACACUGUGGCUCCUCUCUAUCGAAAAUGUUUUCCCUGGGGUCCUGGCUCCCGGAGUUGCCCGGGCUGGCGUGGGGCUGGGCACUGCUGGAUGCGCUGCUGCAAGGGCUGGUGGGUGCCUGCGCCGUCUCGGUGCUCUGCAGCCUCCUGAAGGUUUAUCUCUACAUCCAGUGUGCGAACAACCCCGAGAGGCAGGCGGAGAAGGAGGCGAUGGCGGCGCGGCGGCCGCUGCUGGAGCCGCUGCACGUGCUGGUGCUGACCGCCGUCCUGGCCCUGGUGGGCUCCCGCGUGGCCGCGCUGGUGGUGCUGGAGUUCUCCCUGCGCGCCGUCUCCACCACCCUCUCCCUCGGCAAGGGCGCGCACAGCAGCCAGCUCUACCUGCUGUGCCAGUACUCGCUGGGCUGCGGGAUGUCCUGCGGCCUCACCUUCCUGCUGGAGGGGGCUCCGCACCGCAGCUGCAACCUGGCGCUGGCGGCGGGGCUGGCGGGGCUGCUGGCGCUGCACGCCCGGCGCCUGGCCCGGCACGUCUGCGCCCUGUACGAGCUGCACAGCCGGCAGCGCUACUGCGGCGUCUGCAUCCUGCUGCUGGCCGCGGGGCACGGCAUCCCGCGCCUGCUGCGCAGCGCCCUGGGCCUCGCCUUCGCCGUGGCCGACCUGGCCGCCGUGCAGCUCAUCAACCGCGACUUCCUCUCCACGGGCGAGGCCGUGCGCUUCUGGACCCCGCUGGGCAUCUGCUACACCCUGCUGGUGGUCUACAUGCAGGAGGAGUCCCGGCACAGCACGGGCAGGGGGCCGGCGUUCCGGACCAUCGUGGUGCGGAUGGGCGGCCUCUUCAUCCUCCUCCUCACCGUGGGCCGAUGGACGGACAUCCUGCACGUCUUCGUGUCGCUGCUGGGGGAGCUCUGGUGCCUGCUGCGCUCCGGGGUGCUGCUGGAGUCCUGCUGCAGGCAGGAUUCUGCCCAGCAGCCCGGCGCGGCCACUCUGUCGGGAUCCGGAUCGGGGGAGACGUCCCGAUGAGGCGCGGGGUGGAACCCGACAGCAGAAACUCAGGGUGGCCUCGCUGGGCACCCCAGAGUCCCCCAGCACACAUCCCCCAUGGGGACCAUGGAAAAGGGCUCCUGGAAGGCGUCCAGCCCCAUCCUGUGGGGUGGAGG